Messenger RNA from Hyposmocoma kahamanoa, 1539 nucleotides. RefSeq names its product sucrose-6-phosphate hydrolase-like. The transcript has a single exon. Gene Ontology annotation, molecular function: beta-fructofuranosidase activity. Gene Ontology annotation, cellular component: cytoplasm. The coding region runs from base 1 to 1539 and encodes 512 amino acids. Lineage: Eukaryota; Metazoa; Arthropoda; Insecta; Lepidoptera; Cosmopterigidae. Gene Ontology annotation, biological process: carbohydrate metabolic process. The record is from RefSeq and is a predicted model, not a curated record.
AUGGAAGUGCGCGUGAUCGUUGUCGGCCUACUCUGGCUCGCCUCGGCGCAGUUAAUAGACGAGAUCAACAACUUCGAGAGGGUGAAACACAAGAGCGUGUUGUCUAAAAGGAAAUACCGACCCACGUACCAUAUCUCCGCGCCUAAGGGCUGGCUCAACAGCCCCGCCGGCUUCACCUUUUUCCAGCGGCAGUACCACAUCUUCUACCAGUAUCACCCCUACAACGGCGGAUGGGGACAUAUACAAUGGGGUCACGCCGUCAGCGAUAACCUCGUCGAUUGGUGGCACUACCCACCUGCCAUCAUCCCUAGGGAAAAGUACGAGUGGCAAGGCUGCCUUACCGGCACCGCUCUCGUGCAGAACAACUACAUGACUGUCUUCUACACUGGAACUUUCACCGAAGGCAAUGAUACGAAGCGCAAUCAAAAUGUGGCUAUAAGCUCCGAUGGGAUAAUCUUCCAGAAGUAUUUAUACAAUCCCAUCAUAAAAGAACCCCCAACCGGCACGGAUUUUCGUAACCCGACAGUGUGGAAAAAUGGAAAUAUGUGGUACAUGCUUUGCGGGAUGAAGAACGAGAGGCGGCUGGCUGCACUGGGGCUAUACUCCUCGCGGGACAUGUUCCACUGGCACUUCAACGGCACCGUGGCUCAAUCGUACGGUGACAUGGGGUAUAUGUGGGAGUGCCCGGAUUUGUUCGAGAUCGACGGAGUGCAUUUGCUCAUCCUUUCCGUGCGAGGUAUACAAAGCGAUGGAUCGUGGUUUACAAAUUUAUAUCAAACGGGUUACAUGGUCGGGAGUUUUAGUUACCGAACCGGCCGUUUUAACGAAGAUUUUGAAGUGUCCACGGCUACAUUUAACGUACUUGACUACGGGCACGACUUCUACGCGACGCGAACAAUGCUAUCACGUGACGGCCGCCGACUAAUGAUUGCCUGGCUCGGCACGUGGGAGAGCAAAUUCGUAGAAUCGGUUGACGCCUGGGCGAGUAUGCUUACACUCAUCAGAGAGCUAAAGCUCUCCGAACAGGGUCGUCUUCUCAUGCAGCCGGUUAAAGAAAUAAUCGAAUUAAGAUCGGAGAUGAUCGAGGAGGCUUGGUACCUCCCCGGUGAAUGGUUCUACACAGGAGGUAAAGCUUUCGAGUUGUUAAUCAACUCGACGAAUACACCUAAUGAGGUGUCAAUCACUUUAGAAUGGACGGGGGGUAAGUACGUCAUCGAUUUCGUAUCGCGAAAAGGAUCUGUUACUGUUAAUCGCGGAGGUAACGAUGGAAUGCGCCAUGCGGACUGGAAUCCAACCAGUAGCACCGUCAAUAUGCGGAUAUUCGUCGACAGCAGCUCGGUGGAGGUGUUCUGCGGGAAAGGUGAGGUGGUGUUCUCGAGCCGCAUUUAUCCGAAAGGCAAGAUUCGCGUGCGGGUUGAUGGUGACACACAGGUGCAUGUCGUGCAGUACCAGCUCCGGCGUAGCGUCCGCUACGACAAGCGGAUCCGGAAACAUCUGAUGAAAAACCGCAACACGCUCCAACAGCCCCUACCGAUCUAA